UCGAAGCGGGCUUAAAGUCAUAGAUUGUCAAACAUUGUACGUAAGGAUGGCAGAAUUUCGAGCCAUGUAUUACGCAGCACUGCUUUGUUUCAUUGUUAAAAUUGUACAAAGCGGCAACGUGCCUGUUAAUUCUCUAAUAAAUAACCCGGUUGUACAAGUGGAACAAGGUCGAUUGCAAGGAAUUCGCGAGAGCAAUAUCGAUAAAAAAAAUUACUAUUAUGCGUUCCGAGGUAUUCCGUACGCGAAGCCACCCCUUGGGAAGUUGAGAUUCAAGGACUCGGAACCAGCAGAACCAUGGUCUGGUUUGAAAGACGCCACUAAAUUUGGUAAUGUAUGUGCGCAAAAAGAUUUUUUCACAAGACGCACACUAGGAAAUGAAGACUGUCUUUUUUUGAAUGUCUAUACCUCGGAUUUGAAACCUGUCGAGCCUCGAGCUGUUAUGGUUUGGAUUCACGGGGGCGCAUUUUUCUUUGGUUCUGGAAAUGAUGACAUUUAUGGCCCGGAUUAUCUCGUUGAAAAAGAUGUCGUUGUAGUUACGAUAAACUACCGUCUUGGGAUGAUAGGUUUCCUCAAUUUGGAGGAUGAAGCAGCGCCAGGUAACCAGGGAUUGAAAGACCAGGUCUUGGCUUUGAAAUGGGUGCAGAAGAACAUUGAUAAAUUUGGUGGGGACCCGAAUCGCGUCACUAUUUUUGGAGAAAGCGCUGGAAGUGCUUCAGUUCAUUAUUUGACUUUAUCUCCUCUAGCUCAAGGACUAUUUCAAAAAGCUAUUCUGCAAAGUGGAGUUGCAACAAAUACGUGGGCAAGUGCGCCAUCUUCUAUGAAAGAGGCAGCCGAAAAAGUAUCAGAAAAAUUGGGAAAUAAAGUUACGGACACAAAGAAACUUAUUGAGUUCUUACAAAGUGUGGAUGCACUCAAGUUAGCCGAAGCAGAAGAUCCUCUUAAAACUUGGACGAAUUUUUAUGAAACCGUGAAUCCUUUCACGCCAUCAGUGGAUUCGAAAGCCAAAAAUCCAUUUUUGAAUAUCCCGCUAACCGAAGCGAUCAAAUCCGGAAUCAAAGUGCCUCACAUUAUUGGCUACAACAGCGAUGAAGGAAUAAUUUUUAUCACAGGUCUAGAAGAUGAUGAGUAUUCAAAAAUAGACGCUAAUCGAGACACGUUAUUGGUCCACCCAACUGAAGAACGAUUUUUGAAACAGAAAAACGUGUCAUCGAGUGAUGUAACGAAAUUUUUCAUCGGCGACAAAGCUAUUAAUCGUGAAAAUGCUAAAGACUUAGUAGAUUUGCUAAGUGCUAGAUUUUUUUUGAUUAACAUCCACAACAUACUCGAAAUUCAAUCUUCGAUAGCUGACGUACCGACAUAUUUAUAUAAACUUGAUUUCUACUCGAAGGAAACUUCAAUAGUGCAAAAAAUUUUUGCUACUGAUUUACAAGGUACUUGUCAUGCUGAGGAUAUAUUUUUCAUUUUCUACCCGAAAAUGUUGAAAUUACUUGAGCUGAAACCACCAGCUUCUAAUACAAUUGAAUAUAUAAUUCAAGAAAGAUUCCUCGAACUGUGGACUAAUUUCGCCAAAACUGGAAAUCCGAAUAGAGGAACAUCAGAAUUGAUUCCAAUUGAAUGGCCGCCUGUUGACAACCCAACUGAAUGGAAGUGUCUCAAAAUUUCAACGGAUCUCAGCUUGAUCAAAGAAUCAAAUAUAUUAGAUCGCAUAUCUAAUUCCCCGAAAAAAGUUAAGUUGUUUGCGGUUUAUAUAAUUAUGGAUAACAAUCCAAUUGUUCAAGUGCAACAAGGUAAACUGUGUGGUAUUCGCGAGACAAAUGUCGUUGGAAAUAAUCCAUUUUACGCGUUCCGAGGUAUCCCGUAUGCUAAAUCACCAGUUGGAGAUUUGAGAUUUAAGGAUCCAGAGCCAGUGGAACCGUGGUCUGGAGUGAAAGAUGCCAAAGAAUAUGGUGGUAUCUGUGCGCAAUAUGAUUGGAGAACGAAACAAAUAGUAGGAAGUGAUGAUUGCCUCUAUUUAAAUGUCUUUACAAGGGAAUUAAAUCCUGCGAUACCACGAGCUGUUAUGGUCUGGAUUCACGGAGGCGGCUUUGUUGGUGGUUCCGGAAAUGAUGACGUUUAUGGUCCGGAUUAUCUUGUUGAGAAAGAUAUUGUGUUGGUUACAAUAAACUACCGUCUGGGUAUUUUGGGUUUUCUCAAUUUGGAAGAUGAAUCAGCGCCCGGAAAUCAGGGAUUAAAAGAUCAAGUGAUGGCUUUGAAAUGGAUUCAGCAAAACAUAUCGAAAUUUGGUGGGGAUCAAAAUAAUGUUACUAUUUUUGGUGAAAGUGCUGGUGGUGCUGCAGUUCAUUACUUGACCCUUUCACCCUUAACUCAAGGACUAUUCCAUAAAGCGAUUUUACAAAGUGGAGUCGCGACUAAUCCAUGGGCGAGCUCAUCACAUUCCAUGAAAGAAGAAGCAGAAAAAAUAGCUGACAAACUUGGGAACAAAGUUACUGAUGUCAAAAGACUUAUUGAGUAUUUACAAAGCAUUGACGCAAUUAGUUUAGUAAAAGCGUUACAUUCACUCCAAACUUGGAAGCAUCGUCUUUUAAUUUCAAAUCCAUUUUUACCAUCAGUGGAUUCAAAAUCAAAAAAUCCGUUUUUGAAUGUCCCGCUAAAUGAAGCCGUUAAAUCUGGGAUUAAAGUUCCAACUAUUAUUGGUUACAAUAGUCACGAAGGAAUUAUCCUUCUCGCAGAAUUGAAAGAUGAUCAUUAUACUCAAAUAGAAGCUAACGCAGACGCAUUACUAUUACAUCCAAAUGCAAAAAAAUUUUUGAAUGAGCGAAAUAUAUCAGUGGGUGAUAUUAAAAACUUUUUCAUGGGUAAUAAGAAAAUAAGCUCUGAAAAUGUAAAAGAAUAUGUAGAUUUGCUGAGCGCGGCACAAUUUUUGAUAAAUAUUCAUCAUAUCCUCGAAAUCCAACCUUCGAUUCCUGGUAUACCGACUUAUGUUUAUAAAUUUGACUACUACUCCAAAGAAACUUCCAUAAUGCAAAAAGUAUUCGGCGUCGAUUGCGAAGGAACUUCGCAUGGGGAAGAACUAUUUUACUUUUUCUAUCCAAAAAUGUUCAAAGUACUCGGAAUGGAACCGCUGGCUCCCGGUUCAACUGAGUACAGUAUCCAGCAAAGAUUUCUACAUCUCUGGACUACCUUCGCCAAAACUGGAAAUCCAAACUCAAAAUCGGAGGAAAUUCCUAUCGAAUGGCGACCUAUCGACAACUCAACCGAGUAUCAUUGUCUGAAAAUAUCAAAAGAUCCCAGUCUUAUUAAAGAGUCAAGUAUUUUACAUCAAAUAUAUAAACUCGUUAAAAAUAAAUUAUAAGUUACGUUUAUUGUAAUCUCUGUCCAAAAGUUCCCAAAGGAUCCACACAAAUGAGAACUUUUCAAAAGAAAUGGGCGUAUUUAUAUUUUUUCAUCAGAAAUAAAUGAGAUUGCUUAUAAUUUAUCGUAGAAAAUUUUAAA
Microplitis demolitor is the source of this 3492-nucleotide messenger RNA. RefSeq lists its product as uncharacterized. Lineage: Eukaryota; Metazoa; Arthropoda; Insecta; Hymenoptera; Braconidae. The transcript is spliced from 16 exons. The record is from RefSeq and is a predicted model, not a curated record. The coding region runs from base 47 to 3352 and encodes 1101 amino acids.